This is a messenger RNA of Pteropus alecto (black flying fox), 6640 nucleotides long. RefSeq names its product Rho GTPase activating protein 33 (gene ARHGAP33). Gene Ontology annotation, biological process: small GTPase-mediated signal transduction. The record is from RefSeq and is a predicted model, not a curated record. Bases 2448 to 6239 code for a protein of 1263 amino acids. Gene Ontology annotation, cellular component: actin cytoskeleton; cell cortex; nucleoplasm. NCBI's taxonomy places the organism in Eukaryota, Metazoa, Chordata, Mammalia, Chiroptera, Pteropodidae. Gene Ontology annotation, molecular function: protein binding; phosphatidylinositol binding; GTPase activator activity. The transcript is spliced from 22 exons.
CCUCUCCCUCUCCCUCUCGUCUCUUGUUUUAGAGUCCUUAUAAAAACUCCAGUUCCCAUACUGAGUAGGGAUUUGGGUUACGCAGGUGUGUGUACUUGUCAAAAUUCAGUGAGAUUUGUGGAUUUCAUUGUACAUAAGUUAACCUCAAAAGAAAAAUUAAAUAUUGAACUCUAGAGAUAUGCAUACUGAAGUAUUUAGGGGAAAAUAAACCAAUGUUUUUAAUUUAUUUUGAACUUAGAAAAAUUAGAUUAGUAGAUGAAUAGAGUAAUAGGUGGAUGUGAGAUAAAUCAAAUAUAGUAAAAUAUUAAUGGUAAGAUCUGGAUGUUCAUUGUAAAUUGUUCAACUUUGCUGUAUGUUAGAGACUUUUCAUAAUAAAAUGUUGGAGAAUAUAUAAUCAGGAUUUUUUGACAUCUAUAUAAAAGGAUAAUGGAAUAGAUUUCUGUAAAAAGUAGCUUCUUUAUGUCAGACAUGGUAAAUAUUUGUUUUCAGCCAUUUUGAAAAAACCAUACAUUUAAAUGAAACCAACAAGAAGGAAAUAGAUGUUUAGAUAAAAGGAGAAAUCAAAGAUGUUUAUAGUAGAAUAACCUGAUCUAGUUGAGGAGAGAAUAGGGCCUAGAAGGAUUUUAAGGAAGUUACAUUUAAGCUGAGACAGGAAUUAACUAGUUGACAAAGGGUCAUCCCAAUUACUAUUGCUGGGUAAUAAGCCACCCCCAAAACUUAAUGGCUAAAAACAAUCAUUUUAUUAUGUUUAUGGAUUCCGUGAGUCAAAUUUGGACAUGGCAUAGUUGGGGACAAUUUGUCUCUGCUUCAUGGUGUCUAGAGGUUCAACUGGGAAGACUCAGGUGAUUCGACAGCUGGAUAUGGAACCUCUGGAGCUUCUUCACAAAAAAUCUGGCAACCAGGGCUCAGAUGAUGAGCUGGAAUUAUGGCUGUAGUGCCUACACAUAAUUUCCAUGUGGCUUGGGCUUCCACACAGCAUGGCUACCUCAGCAUAGUUGCAUUUCUCACUUGAUGCCUCAACAACUCUAGAGCUAGUCAUUCCAGUGGACAAGAAAAAAGCUGCAUUGUCUUUUACUACCUAGCCUUGGAAAUCAUGUAGUGUUCAUUCUACUAUUCUUUAUUGGUGGGAGUCGUCACAGUCCUGCCAAGAUUCAAAGAGAAGAGGGCAUAUUCACCUUUUCAUGAGAGGCAUGUCAAAGAAUUUGCAGCCACCACAGAGGUAAAGGGACAGGGCUUGUGGAGAAUACACCAGAUAGGGUGAACAUCAUGUGGGAAAUAUCUGUGAUGCGAGUGAGGUCUGCAAGUUCAAUAAAUUGAAAUAAGUAACUUUAAAUUGACCUUCUCCCAGCACCCCCUUUCCCCGGUCCCUGCUUAAUUUUUAUCCAUAGACCUUAUCACCUAAUAUUCUAAAUUUUUAAAUAUUUAUUCACUGUUUUCUCCCACUAGUUUUUGAGUUCAUUCUGGGCAGGGAAUAUGUUCCCUUGUUUUGGUUACUGAUAUUUCCACAAAUUAAGUUUUUGAAUGAAUGAGUGCAUGGAUCAAGGAUGUACCUUCUGAGGUGAGAGCUUUGUUGAGGGCAUGACCAAUGGGAGAGUCUUCUUGGAAAGGGCGUUGUUACACAGUGUCUUCUGAGCCUGGCCCAGUCAGCGAUGGGAACAAUUGAGAUUGGCCUUAUGGGAGGCAUGUCAUGUUCUGGCAUUGUAGGCUAAACUUAUUCCUAGGAAAAAGGAGUCCAGGCUGGAGGCAGGCCUGUAAUAAGCAUCAGAGAAGGCGAGGAAAAUGUCAGUGGGUAGGGCGAGGCCUAGUCGCAGAAUGCCUAGGGUUAUACCAUACAGGGCAACUGAGGCAGUGGAAACCGUCGAUGGGCGAAAGUCUUCAGUAUUCUGUGGGCGGGGGCAGGACUGACAAGAUGAGAUUAGAGGUUUGAAAGGUUGAAAAACUGCUUGGGGGUGGAGAAAAACCCUGAGCCCAUAGGAGGAUCCAAUUAUGAGCGUCAGAGUGGACCAGUCAAUGAGAGUAGACUAAGAAGAGGGCCCAUCGCUUAGUAUUAUAAAUGUUAGAAGCAAAUCAUAAAGAACCUGGGGGUGUGUCUCAGGGUAGGAAUGACAGCCAAUGACAAGCGGCCAUGGGCGUGGCGCUGUCAAACUUCUCUGGGCUGGACCGAAGAGACCAAGACUGGGAUGGUACCCAAGCCGAAGCCAAUGAAAAGCCGCUAGGUGGGCGGGGAGUCUUCCUAAGGCUAAGGGUGGAGCCAAUGAGAAGCGGCGCCGCGUCCUCACUGCCUCCGCCUCCGUGGGGCGCGCGCCUGAACCACGGGCAGCCGUUAGGGGCGGAGCCUGCAGCCGCCCGCGCGCGGCUCGCGCCCUCCCCUUUGUGUCGCCAUGGCGGCGGCAUCGGCGACAAGGACGACGACCGAGGGGUCCAGCGUCUGAGGAAGCCACGCGACCAUGGUGGCUCGAAGCACUGACAGCCUGGACGGCCCAGGGGAGGGCUCAGUGCAACCCCUGCCCACCACAGGGGGGCCCAGUGUGAAGGGGAAGUCUGGGAAGAGGCUCUCUGCUCCUCGAGGUCCCUUCCCCCGGCUGGCUGACUGUGCCCAUUUCCACUAUGAGAAUGUUGACUUUGGCCACAUUCAGCUCCUACUAUCUCCAGGGCGUGAAGGCCCCGGCUUCUCUGGGGAGAAUGAGCUCGUGUUUGGAGUACAGGUGACCUGUCAGGGCCGUUCCUGGCCAGUUCUCCGCAGUUAUGAUGACUUCCGUACCCUGGAUGCCCACCUUCACCGGUGCAUAUUUGACCGGAGGUUUUCCUGCCUCCCAGAACUUCCCCCACCCCCAGAGGGUGCCAGGGCUGCCCAGAUGCUGGUGCCGUUGCUGCUGCAAUACCUGGAGACCCUGUCAGGACUGGUGGACAGUAACCUCAACUGCGGGCCUGUGCUCACCUGGAUGGAGCUGGACAACCAUGGCCGGCGGCUGCUCCUCAGUGAAGAGGCCUCCCUCAAUAUCCCUGCAGUGGCCGCUGCCCACGUGGUGAAACGGUACACAGCCCAGGCACCAGAUGAGCUAUCCUUCGAGGUGGGAGACAUUGUCUCAGUUAUCGACAUGCCGCCCACAGAGGAUCGGAGCUGGUGGCGGGGCAAGAGAGGCUUCCAGGUCGGUUUCUUCCCCAGUGAGUGUGUGGAGCUAUUCACAGAGCGGCCUGGUCCAGGAUUCAAGGGGGAUGCUGAUGGUCCCCCAUGUGGUGUCCCAACUCCCCAGGGUAUCUCUUCUCUGACCUCAGCUGUGCCCCGGCCACGUGGGAAGCUGGCUGGCCUCCUGCGUACCUUCAUGCGCUCCCGCCCUUCUCGGCAGCGGCUGCGACAGCGGGGCAUCUUGCGGCAGAGGGUGUUCGGCUGUGACCUUGGAGAGCACCUCAGUAACUCAGGCCAGGAUGUGCCCCAGGUGCUUCGCUGCUGCUCUGAGUUUAUUGAGGCCCAUGGGGUGGUAGAUGGAAUCUACCGGCUCUCAGGCGUGUCAUCCAAUAUCCAGAGGCUACGGCAUGAGUUUGACAGUGAGAGGAUCCCUGAACUGUCUGGCCCAGCCUUCCUGCAGGACAUCCACAGUGUGUCCUCCCUCUGCAAGCUCUACUUCCGAGAGCUGCCCAACCCUUUGCUCACAUAUCAGCUCUACGGGAAGUUUAGCGAGGCCAUGUCAGUGCCUGGAGAAGAAGAACGCCUGGUGCGCAUCCAUGACGUCAUCCAGCAGCUGCCCCCGCCACACUACAGGACCCUGGAAUAUCUGCUGAGGCACUUGGCCCGCAUGGCGAGACACAGUGCCAACACCAGCAUGCAUGCCCGCAACCUGGCCAUUGUCUGGGCGCCCAACCUGCUACGGUCUAUGGAGCUGGAAUCGGUGGGGCUGGGUGGGGCAGCGGCCUUCCGGGAGGUUCGAGUGCAGUCGGUGGUGGUGGAAUUCCUGCUCACGCAUGUGGAUGUCCUGUUCAGUGACACCUUUGCCUCUGCUGGCCUUGACCCUGCAGGCCGCUGCCUCCUUCCCAGGCCCAAGUCCCUUGCGGGCAGCGGCCCCUCUACUCGCCUGCUGACACUGGAGGAAGCUCAGGCUCGCACCCAGGGCCGGCUGGGGACACCCACUGACUCUACAGUUCCCAAGGCCUCAGCCUCACCUGCAGAAAGGAGGAAAGGGGAAAGAGGCGAGAAACAGCGGAAGUCAGGGGGUAGCAGCUGGAAGACCUUCUUUGCACUGGGCCGGGGCCCCAGCAUCCCCCGAAAGAAGCCUCUUCCCUGGCUGGGGAGCACACGCGCUCCACCACAGCCUUCAGGGAGCCGACCUGACACAGUCACACUAAGAUCUGCCAAGAGUGAAGAGUCUCUGUCAUCGCAGGCCAGUGGUGCUGGCCUCCAGAGGCUGCACAGGCUACGGCGACCCCACUCCAGCAGUGAUGCUUUCCCAGUGGGCCCGGCACCUGCUGGCUCCUGCGAAAGUCUGUCCUCGUCCUCUUCCUCUGAGUCCUCUGAGUCCUCUGAGUCCUCUGAGUCCUCAGCAGCCGGGCUGGGGGCACUCUCCGGUUCCCCUUCGCACCGAACUUCGGCCUGGCUAGAUGAUGGUGAUGAGCUGGACUUCAGCCCACCCCGCUGCCUGGAGGGGCUCCGGGGGCUCGACUUUGAUCCCCUUACCUUUCGCUGCAGCAGCCCCACCCCAGGGGACCCUGCACCUCCUGCCAGCCCGGCCCCCCCGGCCCCUGCUUCUGCCUUCCCACCCAGGGUAACCCCCCAGGCCCUCUCUCCCUGUGGGCCCACCAGCCCUGCCUCACCCACUGCCCUGGACAUCUCAGAGCCCUUGGCUGUAACAGUGCCACCUGCUGUCUUGGAGCUGCUAGGGGCUGGGGGAACACCUGCCUCAGCCACCCCAAAGCCAGCCCCCAGCCCAGGCCUGCGCCCCCAUCUCAUUCCCCUGCUGCUGCAUGGAGCCGAAGCCCAGCUAAGUGACACCUGCCAACAAGAAAUCUGCAAUAAGCUGGCACUACCUGGUCCUCAAGGAGCCCAAGUCCAGCAUGGACCUGGUAUGGAUUCGCCACUGCUGCCACCACCCCUGUCUCUCCUGCGCCCUGGGGGUGCUCCACCUCCACCCCCCAAGAACCCAGCACGCCUCAUGGCCCUGGCCCUGGCUGAGCAGGCUCAGCAGGUGGCCCAGAGACAGAACCAACAGGAGCAUGGGAGCACCCCAUCUGCUCCCCACUCCCCUUUCUGCCGCUCACUGUCCUUGGAGGUGGGCAGUAAGCCCCCGGGGACCUCAGGGAGUGGGCCACCCACCCACUCCCUAGCCCACCCAGGUGCCUGGGCUCCAGGACCCCCACCCUCCCUACCAAGGCAACAAAGUGAUGGGAGCCUGGUGAGGAGCCAGCGGCCCACAGGGAUCUCAAGGAGGGGACGCAGAGGCCCUGCCCAGGUUCCCGCUUCUGUGAGAACCCCCGGCUGCUUCUCCUCAGCCCCCCGGGAGUGCCUGCCACCCUUUCUUGGGGUCCCCAAAUCAGGCUUGUACCCUCUGGCCUCCCCAUCCUUCCAGCCCAGCUCCCCAGCUCCAGUCUGGAGGAGCUCCUUGGGUCCUCCUGCACCACUUGACAGGGGAGAGAACCUAUACUAUGAAAUAGAGGCAGGUGAGGGGUCCCCCUACUCUGGCCCCACCCAGUCCUGGAGUCCCUUUCGCUCCAUGCCCCCAGAUAGGCUCAAUGCCUCAUAUGGCAUGCUUGGCCAAUCGCCACCACUCCACAGGUCCCCCAACUUCCUGCUCAGCUACCCACCACCCCCCUCCUGCUUUCCCCAUAACCACCUGGGUUAUUCGGCCCCUCAGCACCCCACCCGGCGCCCCACCCGGCCUGAGCCCCUCUAUGUCAACCUAGCCCUAGGUCCCAGGGGUCCCUCACCUGCCUCUUCUAGCUCCUCCUCCCCUCCUGCGCACCCCCGUAGCCAUUCAGAUCCUGGUCCCCCAGCCCCCCACAUACCCCAGAAACAGCGGGCCCCCUGGGGCCCCCACACCCCUCACAGGGUGCCUGGGCCCUGGGGCCCUCCCGAGCCUCUCCUGUUCUACCGGGCAGCCCCACCAGCCUAUGGCAGAGGGGGCGAGCACCACCGAGGGUCCUUGUACAGGAAUGGGGGACAAGGAAGGGAAGGGGCUGGUCCCCCACCCCCCUACCCCACUCCCAGCUGGUCCCUCCACUCUGAGGGCCAAACUCGAAGCUACUGCUGAGCCAGAGCUGAGAGAGACCUUCCUCCUUUCCCUUCUCCCUCACCGAUCUUGGCCCAACCCAAUCCCUUAUUUUGUAUUUUCUUGAGCUCCUGACCCCUACCCCAGGUUUCUAACUUUGUAACUUGCUUUUGUUGUGGGUCCCUAACUUGUUAUCAUGGCUUCCCUACCCAGGGCUGAAGGGCACACCCAUCAGCUCUCACAAAUCUGAGGGCUAGACUGACACCAUGUCCUCUCCCUCCGGGAGCCCCCAGCAUGUCCUGACUAGUACACAGGGGGUAGGGGGACAGCUCCUUCCCAUCUCUUCCCACAUACCCCACUAAACCAUCUGACAAAAUUAAUGAAUAAAAAUGGUGAAAAUACGGAUGUCGGGCUCAGUGAAUAAAGAGACAGGGACAGAUGGA